AGGUGGUUCCAUCCAAACAUCACCGGUAUCGAGGCAGAGCAGAUGCUGCUGACGCGGGGCGUUCAUGGGAGCUUCCUGGCCCGGCCCAGCAAAAGCAACCCUGGAGACUUCACCCUCUCCGUCAGGAGGGACGAUGAGGUCACCCACAUCAAGAUCCAGAACUCGGGGGACUACUACGACCUGUACGGCGGGGAGAAGUUUGCCACGCUGGCGGAGCUGGUGCAGUACUACACCGAGCAGCAGGACCUGCUGCGCGAGAGGAACGGCCACGUCAUCCAGCUCAAGUACCCGCUCAACUGCAAGGACCCCACUACUGAGAGGUGGUACCACGGCCACCUGUCGGGGCGGGACGCGGAGAAGCUGCUCCUGGAGAAGGGCCGCGUGGGGAGCUUCCUGGUGAGGGAGAGCCAGAGCAAGCCGGGCGACUUCGUGCUCUCGGUGCUGACCAACGAGGAGAAGCAGGAGAACCUGGACCGCCGGACCAAGGUCACGCACGUCAUGAUCCGCUUCCAGGACGGGAAGUACGACGUCGGGGGCGGGGAGCGCUUUGACACGCUAGCCGACCUGGUGGACCACUACAAGAAGAACCCCAUGGUGGAGAAGAGCGGCAUUGUGGUUCACCUCAAACAGCCCUUCAACGCCACAAGGAUUAUCGCCUCCAACAUCGAGAACCGGGUACGGGAGCUCAACAAGGUGGCGGACAACUCGGAGAAACCCAAACAGGGCUUCUGGGAGGAGUUUGAGGUUCUGCAGCAGCAGGAGUGCAAGCUGCUGUACCCCAGGAAGGAGGGCCAGCGGGCUGAGAACAAGAGCAAGAACCGAUACAAGAACAUCCUCCCCUUUGACACCACCCGCGUGGAGCUCCGAGAAGUCGACCCAGAGGUUGCUGGUUCUGACUACAUCAACGCCAACUAUAUCCGCAGCUUCCGGGAGGAGGGCCAUUCCGGGGAGGAGGAGGGCAAAGUGUUCAUCGCCACGCAGGGCUGCCUGCAAAUCACGGUGGUGGACUUCUGGAAGAUGGUCUACCAGGAGAACACGCACGUCAUCGUCAUGACGACCAAGGAGAUGGAGCGGGGGCGGAACAAGUGUGUGCGCUACUGGCCCUCGGAGCCCGACAGCAGCAAGGAGUUCGGGAACAUCCUGGUCCGCAACGUGAAGGAGAGGCCGGCCCAGGACUACAUCCUCCGGCAGCUGGAGGUCACAAGGCUGGACCGGAGGGAGCCGGUGAGGUACAUCUGGCACUUCCAGUACCUGAGCUGGCCCGACCACGGCGUGCCCACCGAGCCGGGCGGCGUGCUCAGCUUCCUGGAGCAGGUCAACCACACCCAGACCACCAUUCCAGACACAGGGCCCAUCGUCGUCCACUGCAGCGCGGGCAUCGGGCGGACAGGCACCAUCAUCGUCAUCGACAUUCUCAUCGACGUCAUCAACCGCCAAGGCCUGGACUGUGACAUAGACAUCCCGAAGAGCAUCCAGCGCGUGCGGCAGCAGCGGUCGGGCAUGGUGCAGACGGAGGCCCAGUACAAGUUCAUCUACAUGGCCGUGCAGCAGUACAUCGACACUGCCCAGAAGAGGCUGGAGCAGGAACAGAAGAACAAGACCCUGGAGAGCGAGUACUCCAACAUCCAGUACCCCCCGAUGACCAACUCCAGGUCCAAGAUCAGCAUGAACGCCUCGCGCUCCUCCUCUGUGUUGACGAACGAUGACUCGUCCAGCAUCUACGAGAACAUCUCCAUCAAGAGCCCCAAAGCCGCCAGCAGCGGCCCCGCCAGAAGUUUCAGCUGAGCAGCGCUCCACCUGCAGCCCCUGGUGGUGGAGGGAGGAAGGAGGUGCUGGGUGGAGCGAGACGGAGGCUGUGGUGAGUGUGUGUGUGUGUGUGUGUGGGGGGGGGGAGGUUUGGACGUUCUGGUGGAUGCCCCCUCCACCACCACCACCACCACCACCACUACCACCACCCCUUCACCCACCGACCAAGGGAGGCCAGCGAGGUACUACCCCAUCUUCCCCACUCCUUGGCUGGGGCUCCACCUGGC
Messenger RNA from Gadus chalcogrammus (walleye pollock), 2033 nucleotides. RefSeq names its product protein tyrosine phosphatase non-receptor type 11b (gene ptpn11b). The transcript has 15 exons. NCBI's taxonomy places the organism in Eukaryota, Metazoa, Chordata, Actinopteri, Gadiformes, Gadidae. Bases 43 to 1785 code for a protein of 580 amino acids. The record is from RefSeq and is a predicted model, not a curated record. Gene Ontology annotation, biological process: protein dephosphorylation. Gene Ontology annotation, molecular function: protein tyrosine phosphatase activity.